Dipodomys ordii (Ord's kangaroo rat) is the source of this 1225-nucleotide messenger RNA. It is a transcript of the gene Memo1, whose product is annotated as mediator of cell motility 1. The transcript is spliced from 7 exons. The record is from RefSeq and is a predicted model, not a curated record. NCBI's taxonomy places the organism in Eukaryota, Metazoa, Chordata, Mammalia, Rodentia, Heteromyidae. Bases 87 to 692 code for a protein of 201 amino acids.
AGGACCGCAGCUGAAUGCACAACUAGAAGGUUGGCUUUCACAAGUACAGUCUACAAAAAGACCUGCUAGAGCCAUUAUUGCACCCCAUGCAGGAUACACGUACUGUGGGUCUUGUGCUGCCCAUGCUUACAAACAAGUGGAUCCAUCUAUUACACGGAGAGUUUUCAUCCUUGGGCCUUCUCAUCACGUGCCCCUCUCUCGAUGUGCACUUUCCAGUGUGGACAUAUAUAGGACACCUCUCUAUGACCUUCGUAUUGACCAAAAGAUUUACGGAGAGCUAUGGAAGACAGGGAUGUUUGAACGCAUGUCCCUACAGACUGAUGAAGAUGAGCACAGUAUUGAAAUGCAUUUGCCUUACACAGCUAAAGCCAUGGAAAGGUCAAAGGUUCCGUUACAGUUACUAUGAUGAAUCCCAGGGGGAGAUUUAUAGAUCCAUUGAACAUCUAGAUAAAAUGGGUAUGAGUAUUAUAGAACAAUUAGAUCCUGUAUCUUUUAGCAAUUACUUGAAGAAAUACCAUAAUACUAUAUGUGGAAGACAUCCUAUUGGGGUGUUAUUAAAUGCUAUCACAGAACUCCAGAAGAAUGGGAUGAAUAUGAGCUUUUCCUUUUUGAAUUAUGCCCAGUCCAGCCAGUGUAGAAACUGGCAAGACAGUUCAGUGAGUUACGCGGCUGGAGCACUCACGGUCCACUGAAACUGAAUCCUCAGGGAUGCCACCUGCACAUACUCAUGUUCUGCCCGGGUCCCAGCCCAGCCCUUACCGAGACAUUGGUUUUGGUUGGGGGGAUUCUGAAACCUCAAACUAAUAGAACUUUCUUCUCUUCUUUUCUAGUAGGUGUAGUCCUUCUUAAUUUCAACUCAUUAAGUAAAUGCUUUAUAGUUUUGGGCAGUGGAAUGAAGGCUGGCAUCAAAAAAUAUUUUGAUUAAAAGAGACGUCAAUGUAAAGGCCAAAUUGUGGCAGUUUUUUGGAAGUGACUUGUAAAGCAUUUAUCAUAUCCUAAAUUUGCACUCUUUGCAGACUUGUGCACAUAUACUCCGCUUUCAAAUAGUUUUGCAAAUUGUACACAAACAAACAAAAUAAGGGUGGAAGCUUUUUAAUAAAGAAUUGCAUUUAUAAAUGAUCUGUAUUAGAACACAAUAAACCCCAGUUAAUAGACAAUUACUACCCAUGUUGUACAACAGAUACCUUCUAUUUUAGUUGCUAAUAAAGGGCUACACAACUCAAAA